AUGGCGUACCCUUCUUUGGUCGAAGUCGACAAUAUCGAAAUCGUCGUUCUGGUCAACGAUGAGAUCGACUACAUCUCACCCAGUCCGAAUGCCCACGUCAAGCACACUCAGUCGUUCCGUGGCGCGCCUGUCGAUGUGCUUCCAGAUCCAGCGGCUAGAGGCGGUGCAAAGGUGGAGUUUCCGAUGAGGAACCUCUGUUGUGGCGCACUUGGCCUUUCGCUGCUCAUUACUGUUACCAAGGAUGGGAAAAGCCACAGCUUGCUGUUCGACAGUGGACCCGAGGGCGAUAUUUUUGAGAGAAAUGCCAAGCGACUUCGACUCGACUUGAGCAAGGUUCAAGUUAUGACUCUGUCUCAUUGGCAUCGCGAUCAUUCUGGCGGCAUGGUCUCUGCCAUCAAACUCGUCAACGAGGGAAAAGCGGAUGGCGAUAGAGUCACAGUUGUCGUCCCUCCCAAUCGUCCUGCGCACCGAGGCAACAAUGGGGGACCGCACAUCUUGUCGCUUGAAGCAGACCCUACUCUGGAGGAACUUGAGAAGGCAGGUGGCAAGGUUGAGACCAAUACUCAGCCGCAGACGGUGCUGGACGACAUGUUUUUGAUCUCGAGCGAAAUUCCUCGACAGACGGACUAUGAGCUUGGAGUCCGGGGCGGUAUCCGCUAUGAGCCUGAGACCAACACGUGGGAAAAGGACGAACUCAUCAUGGAUGAGCGGUUUGUCAUGUGCAAGAUCAAAGACAAGGGACUUGUCGUCUUCACCGGCUGCAGCCACGCCGGUCUUAUCAAUGUUGCCAGGCACGCCAAAGAGCUUGACAACAGCCCCAUUCACGCGAUUGUCGGUGGCUACCAUCUGGCAGACGCCGCCCCGGAAAAGAUGAAGAAGAGUAUCGAGGACCUCAAGGCGCUCAAGCCCACGGUACUUAUGCCAGGUCACUGCACGGGAUGGAGGUUCAAGGGACUCAUUGAGAAGGAAAUGCCGGGCCAGAUGGCACCUGUUUUUGGUGGAACCAAGUACCACCUUUGA
This is a messenger RNA of Fusarium keratoplasticum, 1020 nucleotides long. RefSeq lists its product as uncharacterized. Lineage: Eukaryota; Fungi; Ascomycota; Sordariomycetes; Hypocreales; Nectriaceae. The transcript has 3 exons. The coding region runs from base 1 to 1020 and encodes 339 amino acids. The record is from RefSeq and is a predicted model, not a curated record. Gene Ontology annotation, molecular function: transferase activity.